AUGUCGGCGCUGGGAAGCGCAGUCAUUAACAAGUCGGGAAAGAAGUUCGCUCCCAAAGCACCUGCUCGACGGGCACCCGCCCCGGUCUCUACGCAGACCUCUGCCAGACCAAGUGUUGCCAGACGAUUGCAUUCCCAGACUCCUCAGCCUCAAUCACUACAGCAACAUGUCGAAUCCUCGCCUACGCCUUCUACAUCGCUACCUAAAGCCGCAUCGACCCAACAGCUUGCUACAGCUGCACUCGCAAACAAUGCCCGGCGAGAUGAGGCUACCCCCAUAUCAAUUCCUUCACGAAGUACGCCGGCGCUGAAGUAUGCUUCUCCUGCGUCUAUAGUGCCUCAGAAACGACCCUCUUCGCCCCUACAAUCGCCCCGCCAGCUUACACCAGUCAGCCAGCCUGUAAUAGCUGCCAGUCGUGCUCCAGAGCCCUCAGGUCCAGUACCAACGCCGAAUGAAGCUAGUCUCAAGCAUACAGGAUCCCACGACGCACCGGUCCCUUCUUCAACAAGAUCGCCUAGUGGAAGCGUUGCAGAAAGCACCAGCACGGAUGUUCCUACGCCCGCUCUUAAACGUCGGAAAAUUGAGGUAUCUCCGGAACAGAAUCGAACAGGACAGUCACGUGCUACAACUGCUGAUGCAAAUGUACCAAUACCAAGCACAGAAGUGAAUGAAAUUGCCGCAAAGUCAUCAAAUAACGCCCUAGCCCUAGCUGUCACAAAAUCUUCUGGAAAAGCCAAGAAGCCUAAGCUUUCUGUGCAGGAAAAGCGUAAACAACAAAUCGCGGAUGCUGCAGCUGAAGUCGUCGCCGACGCAACCAGAAAUACGUCGGCAAGCGCAAAGAAACCAAGGAAAAACGCGAAAGGGAAGGGCGUUCAAAGAGACAAAAGUGUAGCGGCCAGGACAUCCAGGGGAGCUACUCAGGAGCAGCCUAGCCAAGUCGAAGAGGAUGCCGACCCUGCAAAAUUGAGGAGAAAAUACCAAAAAAAGAAGACCCGGCAAAGCAUUGAAGAUGCUGCAGCUGAAGUUGUUGAAGACGCUGUCCAAGGCUCAUCUAAAGAUCCAAAGAAGCGUGGCCGAAGAAGAAAACGCGCACCAACGCCUGAAGGUGCAGAGAUAGUACAGAUAAUGCCAUCUGAGGUCAGAAUGAUGGACCUGUGCAGGGAUGGUGGAACGGGUAGGAAAUCAGAAAGGGAAAAGGAAUUGGAGGAAUUGGAACGGGCAGAUUUCAUCCGAAAGAAGCAAAGGCAGCUGAAAGAAGUCAUGGAUGGAGCUGAGCCUGAAAGCCAGGCUACGCCUGUCGAAUAUACCGAAGCGCGAGAGGAGCGGCCGGCCCGCCAGAGGGAGCAAGAAGAGAACGUAGCUCACAACGUGCCCAACACCAUCAUCGUAAAUGGCCAGAUUCAGAUAGAUGAGACUUCUCUGGAGAUCGAUCGUCACGCAGCAGCAGCCCUCGAGCGCAAUGUAGAGCAGUUGGAUGCCGUUGACGAGACCGAUAUGACUCGAAAGAUCAACUCUGCCACCUGGCUCAAGCGAGACCAAAGUGGUGGGUGGAAUGAGAUGCUAACAGAGAGGUUUUAUGAUGGACUGCGCAUGUUCGGCACUGACUUUGAAAUGCUCAGCAAGAUGUUUCCCGGCAGAACAAGGCACAAGAUCAAGCUCAAGUUCUGUAAAGAAGAGAAAAUCAACGGCGACAGGAUUAAGGCGACAUUACUGGGCGAAAAGUUGGCCGUGGAUUUGCCGGAACUUGAGAAGAUGGCUGGUACUGAGUUUGAUGAUCCGGAGGAAUUGGAGAAAGAUUUGGAAGAGGAUCGCAUUAGGCUGCAAGAGGAGACCGCGGCUGAGAAGCAAGCAAUGGAUGAGGCAAAGAGGGAAAGACAAGAGCAAAUUGCUGCGGAGCAGGCAGCAGCCGAAAAUGAUUCUUCCGCGAAGGAGAACCGGCGUGGGAAGGGAAAGAAGAAGGGGCCGAAGCGCAAGACAAAAAGUACUUCCAGAAAGAAGGAUGAGCAGGCUCAGAUGGCCGCUAGUGGCAGUGGAGGAGAUGUGCUUGGAGAGCUCGCUGAAGCGUUCGGAGUGAAGUAG
Molecule: messenger RNA, 2079 nt
Organism: Letharia columbiana
Lineage: Eukaryota; Fungi; Ascomycota; Lecanoromycetes; Lecanorales; Parmeliaceae
Exons: 2
Coding region: 1-2079 (692 amino acids)
Biological process (GO): RNA polymerase III preinitiation complex assembly
Cellular component (GO): transcription factor TFIIIB complex
Molecular function (GO): TFIIIC-class transcription factor complex binding
Source: RefSeq, a predicted model, not a curated record